GGGGCUACCACGGGCGGAGGAGGGGCAUUGAGUCAUAGCUUCUUACAAACAUGAUUUUAUUUCCUCGUCUUGUUUUCGUAUGAAUCAUUGUUCUGGCUUUCAAAUAGAACCAAUUUCUCCUUCAGUUUGCUAUUAGACAUCAUCUUUAUCACUAUCUCAUCCGAGAUAUCAUAUAUCACUCACUCAAAUCUCACUCACUCUUUACAUCAGCAUCAUAAUGGCUCCAACUAUUCACCUCGUUCGUCACGCUCAAGGCUUCCACAACCUCUCGAUCGAGAAUGAGCAAAUACAAGACCCAGAUUUGACUCCCCUUGGCGAGGAGCAAUGCGCUGCACUCCGCAAGGAGUUCCCUCACCAUGACAAGCUUACAAAGCUUUUUGCCUCACCUAUGCGCCGUACCGUGUAUACCUGUCUCCACGCCUUCGGAACUGAUGAGCUCAAGCCCAUCGUCGCACUUCCAGUGUUUCAGGAGGUCUCCGCCAACCCCUGCGAUACUGGUUCGCCUGUAGCCAAGGUCCAGGCUGAGUUUGAGGGAAUCGCCGACUACUCGAACGUAGAGGAGUCGUGGACUGAUAAGGGUCCUGAGAGCGAGUAUGAGCCUACGCUAGAGAAGCUGACGGCGCGUGGCCUCAAAGCCAGAAAAAUGUUGAGAGAUCGUGUUAGUGGCGACGAGCACAUUGUUGUCGUCUCCCAUGGAGGAUUCUUGCAUUUCUUGACAGAUGACUGGUACGGUGUGCCUGAAGGAAGAGCUACCGGUUGGUCAAACUGUGAAUAUCGGUCAUACCAGUUUGCCGACCUUACCAGCAAGGAUGAUGAUGCUGCACUCCUCGAGACUGAAGAGAGCUGGCAGCGACGCCAAGGAAAUACAAAGCCUCCUACUCUGACAGAGCUUCGACAGGUCAAAUCUGCUGCGCAGAAACAAAUGGCUCCUUACCUGAAUCUUAUAAUGCCAAACUAGAUGCCCGAAGACUCUGUUAUGACUGGCUGGGAUAGCGCAUGGAGAGAUUUCCUUUCAUAACCCAUAGCCCAUCGUCAGCCGGCCUGAAGGCUAAACAAGUAUAGCCUUGGUUCUCGGAAGGUUAAUCUCUGGCUUCUGCAUAUCUAAAGGCCAUUAGAGAAUUUCCGGCUGCUUCAGGGUAUAUUGAAUGUUUCUGGUGUCUGUACUCCUUCAUAGAGGAUCGCUAGGGUAAUUCUAGACAUACGAAUAGAAGACUUUAGAAGAACAAUAAUGAAAUUAGUUCUCCUGGUAAA
Fusarium oxysporum Fo47 is the source of this 1251-nucleotide messenger RNA. RefSeq names its product histidine phosphatase superfamily. Gene Ontology annotation, cellular component: cytoplasm. The transcript has 2 exons. Gene Ontology annotation, molecular function: phosphatase activity. The coding region runs from base 218 to 958 and encodes 246 amino acids. The record is from RefSeq and is a predicted model, not a curated record. NCBI's taxonomy places the organism in Eukaryota, Fungi, Ascomycota, Sordariomycetes, Hypocreales, Nectriaceae.